Petromyzon marinus (sea lamprey) is the source of this 11061-nucleotide messenger RNA. RefSeq names its product SUN domain-containing ossification factor-like. Gene Ontology annotation, biological process: regulation of bone remodeling; protein folding in endoplasmic reticulum. NCBI's taxonomy places the organism in Eukaryota, Metazoa, Chordata, Hyperoartia, Petromyzontiformes, Petromyzontidae. The record is from RefSeq and is a predicted model, not a curated record. Gene Ontology annotation, cellular component: membrane; cytoplasm.
CAAAGACAAGGAGGGUGGCCGCCCCCGUAAGAAGCAGAACGUGCUGGGGAAUGACCAGACCAGCAUCCUGAUGUACUUCAAAACAAGCGAUAAACAGCCGUUGCCACGCACAAAUCCCCAGCAGCCCCCCUUUUUUAUGGGUGUUUUGCGUUAGUUUUUUAUUUCCAUAUUUGGCGUGCGUAUCGGGCUCGGUGACAUCUCCCGUCGUCAUAGGCCUUCUGGUUUCGGAGUUAUGGAGGUUUUGGCACCCCCGGGUCAUGAUGGUGACCCGGGUCACCGCCAAUCGAUUCAUAUACACACAGACACAUUUAUAACGGGAAUUUUUGUUAUUAUUUCACCAAAUGUGGCGAACAUUGUAUCAAUGGCACAUGCGUUGCAGAUGUGCUUGUUCACAGAUUACCAUGGGAGGAACUGGUAUUUUAUUAUUCUGAUUAAAUUAAUUAUCUCGUCCGCAGUAAGAAUGGGAUGAAACUAUGGCGCGAGUCCUCUUGUCCGCAUCGAAAAUGAGAUGAGCAGCAAUUUUUUUACGUAGUCUCCGUACAUUUGUUCAUUCGGAAAAGUGUUCUAUAUGGGUGGAUUCAUAAAAAAAAAUGAAAUGCGACUUAAUUUAUGUCAGUAAUGUUUUUUUUGUAAUCGUAUGUGUGUCAAUAUGUAGCCAUAAGCCUGAGACAUUUACAAAGUUUCCGCUUCAGUCAUUCUAAUAGGAAUAACUGGUUUAUUGAAGUAAUAACAGGUGUAUUUUGAUUGUCACUCAGAAGAUAAUCAAGAUAUUGAUGUCUCGGGCAACGAACCUUCAAAAACGAUGUACAAAUGUUUUCAGUCAGUGUCUCCUUGUGCAAAUGAUCACGGGGCCCUGCUCAUGUCCAUUGGCAGACUUGAGGCAUUGGUAGAAAUUUACAAAUUAUCUUGGCAGAGACCAUGGUGUCUGUCCCUAGAACAAUCACAUUUAAUGUCCCAUUUUGUUGACCCAAGAGGGAUGAUGGGCUUAGUCGACAAUGACCGGGAUUUUUUUUUCCAACUUUCCACUCGCGAGUCGAAUACUCUGCCCAAAAUGGCUCGAAGCUAGAUAUAAAAUGGAGGCAAAUCUCAUUUUCAUUUAUUUAGAUAGAGGUCUUACUUUUUAAACAAAUUGCAGCACAACAUUUGCCUUGGAUUACAGGGUGUUGCGCUUCAGUGAACAUUUGUAUGUGUGUCAUCCGUGGGAUCGUGGCAAGUGAUGAUGUAAAAAGUGCCGCGCUGGAAGCUGCCCCCUUUGAACGAUUGGACCAAACCAUUGCCCGUUCCUUGGGGAGAUUCACAAACAUACAAUAGCGAUAGUUUAGCUUUGCUACUAUAUAAACAUUACAAGAGAAAAAAAACCUUUCAUACGUAAGUGUAAAUUUGAGCUUUGGACAUUUUUCGGGAACUACAAAAGCAUCGGUUGCUGUUUAAGAGUGGUUGGAGCUAUGUGAUCUGUCUCCUAGUUUAUACUUUGGUUCAUUCCUUUUGUCAAUGGGCUUGUGUCCGGACGUGUAUAUAUCCUGGUGUGUUUGAGUGCUUAGAUAGCGUCAUACAGGUCUAACAGGUCUCAUAGAACUGGACGAUUCUGACUCUUGACAUUUAAAGCUGCCUGCCGCUCUCCAAGCAUAUCAUGGCCAGUGCGUAACUCUCACGCAGCCUUGUAACUACUUACCCUGCACAGCAACAGCAUGUCGCAGGACAUCACGAUUUUGCGCGGCGACUUAUGAACUCAAACGGUCAAAAGCUCCGUCCUCCCGACUCCUCCACGCACGUCGUCCGUUGAGCAAUGGGAUGGAACGUCGUCGCUGCAAUCGGGCCCCUCCUCACAAUCCCCGGUGGUAGAACGGAGGCGCCAAUGAAGGAGUUGCCCGCGCAUCGUCAAGCGAGAGCCAUGGGGGGCGUUAACCCUCCGCUCGUGCGCUGCUGCUGGGCCGACUGCGCGGCGUGCGCCUGCGACCGCGGGAGAAACUACGCUCUCCGCGGAGACGACCGGUGGACGCCGGGCGAGCCGCAUCGAGCGCCGAGCGCAGAUUUGCAAGAGCGCGUGGCGCCGGGGAACAGGGUGCUGCCCGGCAUGCCGUACCUCGCGCUGUGCGCUGUGUGCAUCUUGCUCUGUGUCCCAUACCCUUCGCUCAAGCCACGAGUCUCGCCGUCGAGGUGCUGCCCUGGACUGGAUGAAGACACGGGGCCGGCGCUUGGAGGCAGCGGGCCACACUUGGGUGAUGGUGACACAGUGCCAGAGGCCGAGGAGCAGGUGCCCAUGGGAGGGCCUUUGAACACAAAGCCGGACUUGCAAAUGAAUGCACGUUUGGAUAACAAGAAUGUGAAUAAUCCUUAUACUGGUGAAGCUCAAGUGUUUAUCCAUGAUGAGGAUGAAAAUCAGGAGUCACAGAAGUCAUCGUAUGAUGGUGCAAUGCACAGUGAAUCCAACGCGUCAGAGACUCUGGUCUCGGGCGACAAUUUGCAACACACCUCGGAAGAUGGCCAGUCCGAGCCAGUGUCUGUCCAUCCUACGUCAUCCCCACCCCCUACAGAAGACAGUGCAAUAGAGAAGCUUGGGAUGGCGAGCACCCUGGGAUAUGGAGACUCGGCGGCCACUCAACAAUCCACUGCCGAGUGCAAGGGUGCAGGGGAGGAGGGCAGCCCGGAGGUCGUGCCCCCAUCGCCACCCAUCCCUCCCAAGAUUUUCGACAGCUCCAGCGGGGAAACUGAAUUGCCCCCCGAUGCCCCACGGAUCGAGGAUAAACCCCGCUCAGAGGACCCAACAGACCACGUGGAGGGGCCGGAGAAGGAGCUGCCACCAGUUCUGGCCACGCAUGAAGAGAAGCCCCUGGCAGCGCCCGUUCAGCUGGAGGUGGCACCUGAAGCCAAGCUUGAUGGCACGAAGGCUGAAGAGGAGCCCCGCCGUGCCGACGCGAGCACUCCUCCGUUCAAAGACGAUCGGCUGGCCCCCAAGGACGCAGAGAGCGAAGGCGGCGAGGAGACAGCGGCGGGCGACGAAAAAGAGGUGGCUCCCGCAGCAGAGGAGGGAGAGCCAGCGACCCCCACCGAGGGCAGCAGCGCCGCCACCACCCAGCACGUCGGCGACCCUGCGGACACGCACCCCGGCCCCCACGAAGACAUCCCCUCCUUCGACGAGUGGAAGAAGAAAGUGAUGGAGGAGGAGAAAGAGAAGCAAAGUCACACCUUACAAAGCGUUGACAGCAGCCUCCACCAAGUGAGAAAGACCCAGAAAAAUCUCAACAACUACGCGUCUGUGGAGUGCGGAGCGAAAAUUCUUGCGACAAACCCUGAGGCUAAGAGCACUUCGGCAAUAUUGAUGGAAAACAUGGACCACUACAUGCUCAACCCAUGCAGUGCCAAAAUAUGGUUUGUGAUUGAGCUUUGCGAGCCCGUGCAAGUGAAGCAGAUCGACAUCGCAAACUUCGAGCUUUUCUCGUCCACCCCUCAAGACUUCCUCAUCUCCAUCAGCGACCGGUACCCGACAAGAGAGUGGAACAAGCUGGGCAAAUUCCACGCGCGCGAUGAGAGGACUGUCCAGAGCUUCCCGCUCGACGAGCAGAUGUUUGCCAAGUUCCUCAAGAUGUUCGCCAAAUACAUAAAGGUGGAGCUAUUGUCUCACUUUGGAAAAGAACAUUUUUGUCCACUGAGCCUCAUCAGGGUGUUUGGCACCAGCAUGGUGGAGGAGUACGAAGAGAUUGCCGAGUCUCACUACAACCCCGAGGUGCCCGGCAUCAUCGAUGAAGACUCCGAUUACCCCAUCGAUUAUGGAAGCAAAAUGGACACGGACUCCAAAAAUAUUAUCGGAUCUGCCACAGAUGCCAUCCUCAGCAUGGUGAACAUUGCGGCCAAGGUGCUCGGCGGAAGCAACGAAGCGGAGGUGUCGCAAUCCUCCACGUUUCCCCACGAUAACGUCAGCAGCUUGAGCAACGAGACAUCAGCAAACAGCUCCACCUCGCCGCCUGUGGAAAUUGCCGCCCAACCUGCGGGCAACCGGACGGAAAACGGUUCAGUCACGGACGCCGCCAACCACAUCGCUUCGGAGGAAUCGCCCCCCCCCACGCUGAUCCCCGUGGUGGUUCCCCUGGAGGGCGAAGACGAUGUCGAGGAACAUGAGACCCAAGGUGGCGGCGAUGAGGAACGCGAGACCGUGGGACUGGCGGAGUCGCCCGCCCCACCAGGGCUGGCGCCCCCGGUAAGCAUCGUGACGCAGCUGGGCCCCGAGGAGGACCAGUCCCCCUGGCUGGAGGAGCUGCGGGCGGCGUGGCUUCACGCGGAGACACGCACGCUGUGCGGGGGAGGGGGUGCGGCGCUUGGGCGCUCGUGUGCUGCGCGCCUGCCCGAGCUGGCGUUGCGCAUGUGCCUCCCGUGGCGGGACCGGGACACGCGGCGGGCGCCACGACCUCCGGCACCGCCGGAGAGCGCCGCCUCUCCCGCCCCCGACGCCCCCGACGAGGACUCGAUGACGGCGGCGGCGGGCGCUCGCGUCGCCGGGCCCGAGCACGCGGGGACGUUGCCCGAGGCCGGCGAGGUGAACUUGUCGGAAACCUCUUCGGGCUCGGGGCUCUUGGGCGAGCGCUGUCUGCUGCCACCCCACCCCGCCGCCGCUUACACGGAGGCCGCCGGCGCGGAGCGGCCGUCCUCCCCGGCCGAGCGGAGCCCGGGCGGCGACGGCGGAGAGAAACCGACGGAGGCGGCGGGACCUCAAGCCGAGGCCAAAGCGGAGGACGCCAAGUCGGCGGCGGCCUCACCCGAGCGUGGCGUUGCUCAGGAGCAGCAGGCGGUGGACGUCACUCCGAGCCACGCCGCAGAACACAACGCCGCGGCUCCCCCGGACACGGAGAUCGUAGCCGAAGCGUCGCCGCCUGACACGUUCGAGGAUCAAGCUGCCGCCGCCUCCUCCGCCGCCUCCUCCGUGCUGGGGGCGGCCGAGACAAACGACGGGGGCUCGGUGUCGAACGCGACAACGGCUUCGACGGCGGCGUCGACUCCUGUGGAGCCCUCGCAGACGCAGACGCUUCAGCCGACGCCUCCGAAGCAGCAGCAGCAGCAGACUCAGCAGCAGGCGCAGCAGCAGGCGCAGCAGCAGGCGCAGCAACAGACGGGUGAUGCAGCAACGCAAGCGGUGGCUGUGCUGCCCCCCACGCAGCAUUCUGAGACGGUGGAGACGGUUGGAGACAGGGUAGUGGACACCGUUGACAGGACUCUGCCAGCGUCCACCCCAGCUGGAGAGUUGCUCGCAGUGGAGGAGUCGGCAGUACAAGGAGCAGGAAAUGGCAGGGCAUUGCCUCCCACUACCGUGGGCAGUACAGUCGCUGCGGCCGCGGCUGCUGCCGCUGCUGCAGCCGCGGCUGCGGCGUCGGAGUUCUACGCGGAGGCGAGCAUCGCGGGCGAAGUUGCGCUCGCUCCGGGCGGUCUCGUGCACGGCUCGAGCCAGAAGGAGUCUGUGUUCAUGCGUCUCAACAAUCGCAUCAAGGCCCUCGAAGUCAACAUGUCGCUCAGCAGCCGCUACCUGGAGGAGCUUAGCCAGAGGUAUCGCAAGCAGAUGGAGGAGAUGCAGAAAGCUUUCAAUAAGACCAUCAUCAAGUUACAGAACACCUCUCGCCUUGCGGAGGAGCAGGACAAGAGACAGUCUGAGACCAUCAACCAGAUGCAGGCGCAGCUGGGGAACCUGUCGGACCUGAUCAACAACCUCAGCCAGGCCACCGAGACUCUGCAGGCAAAGGUGUCGGAGCGCGACGUGUCGCUGCUCAUCUCCGAGAUGGUCUGCGUGCUGCUGGUGUUCGUGCUCUGCUGGCAGCGCUGCCGGCGGCCCCGAGCGCCCACCAAGAGCACCGCGAACGUCGCCUACGGCGACGGCAGUCUCUGCGGAUCCUACCCCGAUACACAGUGCCUCAUGACCUGCGGCAGCACCAAGCUUCCGUUCCACCCCAACGGCGCCACCCGCUCCAGGUCGUUGCAGCUCACGAGGUCGCCAGUGCUCAGUGACCUGUACAUCGUGGAGCCGCUGCAGUUUCUUCAGGACCAUAAAAAGAGGAAAAGAGCCAAGCCAUGCAAAACGGAAAAGUCGGACACGCCCAGCGUCGAUCCCGAAGACCGGGCAUUAUUGGACAAGGGCAGCCACCACAAGCUGAACGGUGCACUCGUGCCUAACGGUGUGACGAACGCCGGCAUGUCGGGUGCCGGUGUGUCGAGCGCAGGCGUCCUCUUCAGCAGCUCUGGCGGGCGUCCCCCGUCGCUCGCGGGGCACGAACCGCGACUGUCGCAACCGCCGGGCUCCGCGUGCGGCGGCUCCUCCUCCUGCACCUCCUCUUCCUCCUCCUCCGCCUCCUCUUCCGCCUGCGCGCAGACGGUGAAGCUAGCGGUGAACGGGCGGCCUCGCGGCGGCGAGGAGCGGGGAGCGCCCAGGAGGAAGCGAUCGCGGGCAUACUGCGCCGCGGGCAGCGGUGGCGGUGCGAGGGAGCACGGCGUGCUCGUCAGCAGCCUGCUGCGACGCCGCUCGGGCUCUUUACCGAGCCUGCGCGCCAGCGGUGACGGCGCGCGGAAGCCGCCCCCGAGCAAGUUUCCCGUGGAGACGGUGGGCGUCGUGACGGUACCCACGCGCUCGUGACCGCAUGACCGCGGAGGAGGGUGGGGUUAGAGGGGGCAAGCGGGGGGGGGCAGGGUGCUGGAAGCAUUCAAACGCGAAAGGAAUGUUUUUCGCAAUCAACCAAUGAAGCCAAUGCGUUGCGCUGAUGGUUUUCUGGGUGCGGGCGGAUGGCGUUGGUGCUGGGAGACGCAGCGGGGAAACGUUGUUAAAAGUGCCGCAGUGUCGCAAGAUCCCAAGUUCAUGGAGUCAUUUACCGUGGCGUCCCGUUACCAAGACAAAAGAACAAUGGUCUAACCCUACAAAUGAGCUGAAAUAGGUUUUGCUGUGCUGUUGCGAGCACACCAAUAUUAUUAACGCUACGAGACUCUACACUUAUUCAGCUUGCCCUCGCAUGUCUUCUUGGAAGUGACUGAAACAGUGAAGAAUGGGAAGCUGUGCCCACCUCCAUACAUUUAUGGUGAGUUGGGGGUUGACUGAAAUUUACAAUGCCGACCACGCAUGAAGGGGCACUAUGGUAACAACAAUUGCGUCAGCGAGACUGUCUUUGAUGGUCUUCGUUGUGUGGUGGAGGCUACACUGUGACACUCGGGAAAGUAUUUGCCAAGAAUGAUACUGAUCUAUGCUAAGCUCUCAAUUUCAAUGAAGGUUCUUGAAGCCCAGAGCUAUACUGGAAGAUUUCACAACACUCAAGCUUGUUUGCCAGCAACCUUUCAAUCGAAGAGAGGAGGCUUUCAGCCCAACUACUCAUUGUGACUGAUCCUAAAUGAGGCAGGAGCCAACAAGUAUUUCAUUGUACUCUUAUAAUCAGCCACGCAGUCUUGAGUGCUGAAAAUCUGGCUUUCAUUGUACAGAGUGGACUGCAUCGAGUGUAUAGUUUGGGUUGCUGAGCCAUGCCUACCAGUUAUGAAGCGUCCAGAGACGGCAGCCCUGCACUGUCAUUCGUAAGCACGCGCAAACUCGCCUUCUCUAGGCAACUGAAGGAGUCUAUAAAGUAGUGCAGUGCCAUCCAAUACUUUAUCCCCGGGGUGACGUGUACCGUAUUUUUACGUUGGAAUGCAAUCCCAAUGGACGGUGCUCGACGUUGAUGUUCGACGUUGUACUGCAUCGCCGCUGUUUACAGUCGCGUCACUGUGCCGCGGAUGCUCCGACACCGGACUUCUGACGCGCAGGGAAAGGGGCGAUGUUUGUGACCGGAAGCUCGUGCAGAUCUUCAACUGUGAACCACGUCCGGGGGUCCGUCUCCUUUCACGACGACCUUUGCACCCCCCCCCCCCAUCGCGCCUCUCACUCGUGAUGCUUGAAUGGAGCCCUCGCCAGGCCCACUCCAAUGUGUGGCACCACCGCGGACGUGGAAAGGGAAGGUGUUGAGCAUCCUUCGUGAAGAAUGUCAUAAGGCCCGGCACCAAAACGCGUUUCUCACGAACUCUUAACGAGAUUGCUCCUGCCACAGUUGAAAGUGCUUUUCUCCACUGUCUUUUUGCAUUCGUUAGUCUAGGCUUCCUGCGCUGAGCCACGGACUGUUCAUCAACAAGACUGUUUAGACGCACGGCUGUGAGCCGAGUUGGUUACAUUGAACUUUUGUUAGUGGCGGUAAGGCAAAGUGUGAGUACUGUACUGAUUUUUGUUCAAAUACAGUCUCUCUCAUGGAAUUUUUUUACGAAGCUGCACCAACUCGAAACGCCGUGGGUCAUUGAGGAAGGUGAUGACAGCGGUGAUAUUUUGGCUCGUUUGUUCUUAGUCGGGGCGGUGAUAUUUUACUUUGGAGGAUCUUCGACCGAGGGACGUGAUACCACCAUCUCCGCGAGUCGUGCGACACCCCCACCACCCCCCUCCCCCCACGGCUGCAUCAGUUUCACUUGUAGGGGUCUAUACAAGGGUACGAAUGUGGAAUCGGAUUAUGGCAUACAAUAGUAAUAAUCGUAAACGUAAUAAGCGUAACUGUCCAUCGCAGAUAGGGAACAAUUCUACCGUUGCCUUUUGAGAAGUGUUUUGCAAGCCAGGCUUUAAAAAUGUGACUUUAUUGCUGCCCGUCAAGAGAAUCCGUACACACAACACACUUUUAUAUGAGACUAUACUUGGGUGAUUUUUUUUUUUUACAUGAGGGGCAUACGAUACUUAGUUUCUGAUGCAAAGUGCAAUCGAGCGAAGCGGGGAUUCAAAGGAUAAAAUGCAACCGAGUUGCUGUAAGGCAUCAGUUUGAGAAACUAAGGCUUUAUUACAGUGUUUUAAUUUAGCUUGUGCAUGUGUGUGUGUGCACGGACGAUCGCGUACUUCAGUUGUUGAGCCGGCCAUCUGGUUUUAUUUUCGUGAAGUGACAUUUGUGAAAGAAUGCUUAAAAAUUGUCUCCUUGACAUUUUUAUCUUUCCUCUUAUUUUCUCUUCACUAAAAUUUUGUGUUGUACUCUUCACCGAUGAAGUGAGAGGCGAUCGUCGCUGAAAAGGAGGUUGUGGGGGAACCAUGUGGAGAGAGAGCAAGUUAAGUGUCUGGGUGGGGGUUAGGGUUGAGGAUAGAGUUUGGGAUAAAGCCGAGAUCAGGAUAUGAUUGGCCAGUUUGGGUCACCCCUGUAACUCGUGCCAAACAUUGGCUUUUCACUUUGCACCUCCCUUUCGCUUUUGGUAUUGACAGUGCCCACUCUCUGCGUUCUUAUUUUAUGUCCGUAAACAAAUGGGAUUGCACGGGCGUACAGCGUAUCAGAGUCACAGACGUAACGAGGGACAGGGUGACAUCCUCUUGUGCUACAGCUCGAACGGCACAAACCCCCUGCAACUCGGCAUCGUCCAUUUCUUCUCCCGGGUAACAAUCUGAAGCGGUAAUUAUUGUCGAUACUAAUUUCACUCUCGCAGAAGAGCUACGUUUCGAGGGACUGUUAUAAUGAGCUGUUGUGAUGUUUCAGAUGUGUAACUGAAGCACUUACUCCAAUCUAGUCACAUGAAGAGGGAGCAACACUUUCAGCAUUUUAAACACUCAAGAGGUGGAAACAAACCCAACCCAUUGAACAGAGCCAUUGAUGCAAGGGGUUUAAAUGGAUAGAUUAAGGCCGUGUUAAAUUGUGUGACGUCUAAACAGCAUUGGCUUUGUCUGGAGCGUAUAUUUUCAUGCUUGUUGAGUUUCUUGGUUGUACACUUUAGGUCCACACGACGCAGUGUACAUAAUGCAGCAAACAUACACACUUGGGUUCUUAUUUAUGUAUUUAUUGUUUAAUGCAAACUCUCCGCAGACAACUAGUUGGUUCAGCCGGUACUGCUAUGCCCCAAAAAAGGCACCCAGAUAGCUUUUAAUUAAACCGGGUGGACAAAGCCCUUUUAAAUGCUCCUUCUUGCCCAUCAAGAAUGGUGAAAGCCAUCUUUGGAACAAACUGGAAUGUGAUUGCAGUAAUUUAAUGCACCCCAAUCUGCUUUUGUGUGUCCCAUGCAACUGGAAACCCCAAAGUGCCACUCGUGGCUCCUCUGAACUGUAACUACAAACCCCCACCACUCCUCAGCCCUGUAAGACGUGCAUGCAGUCUUUAUAUAUAGGAGACUAACGCAAUGAAUAAUGUUAUUUUAUUCAUCCUUAAAUGCACCAUUCGUCCCAUUUCAUACUUACCUUGUUCCUUAUCAGUUAUAUUUUACAACCAGUUUCGUAACGUGGUGUCGUUCUAUUUAAUUCAUAAGUCACUUCUGGUAACACCUCUCUCCUGUAACCAGCAGUACGGAGCCACGUGUCACCGUGUCUCGUGUACAUUCAACACAAAUCUCUCCCGCUUUUGGUUAGGGGGUGGGUUAAUUUAUUUUUUUUACGAUGGACAUUUCACGUUUACGUUUGUAACUUCGUUGUAGGAGUUGUUGGUGUGUGACCGAUUGGAAAAAAAAAACCAACCGAGCCAUCUGUGUCGCGUGGCUUCACCUCUUGGCAUUCUCUUUAAGAUUCUGCGCAGAGAAUAAAUGGCCAUUGCACUUGAAACUGCCUGGUGUGCGCACGUGGAUUUGUAGUACGAAAGAGAAUUUACAUAGGCCUUCUGUGGUUUCUAGCCCUGGAAGUUUUGACCGCCCGUGUCACGUGCGUUUGCGCGUUUUGCACUUUCAGCCUUCCCGUGAAAUCCAAGCGUUUGUCUUGCAGCGAAUUGUCAGCAAGUUCAUCACGAAGCUGUAAUCUGUAGCACAGCACAGGUGCACUACAUUUCUGUCGGCGCCUGACGCUGCCUCGAACGAAACAACCGAGGACUGACUGAAUGUAUUUUACUUAACGCGCACACAAUUGGACACAUUUGCUCGAAGAGGAUUUUUUUUUGGUUUAAUGUCAAAGCCGAGAGAUCCUGGACCCGCAACACAAUGGUGUUAUUGUUUUAGGAGAUACUGUGAAUUGUUCCCCGCGUGAUGAUACCUGCUGGUGUGAUGUACACGACUUCCCUUAUUUUAAAAAAAAAAUGUUCACGUGUUUCUGGUCAUUUUAUGAGUGGGAAGCGUGGAUUAAAUAAACAUAAGUUUUAAUCA